AUGACACCCCAGAUGAAGAAGGAAGCCGAAUCACUCGGUCUCAAGGCUCUGGAUUACGACGGCGCCGCCGAGUUCUGGGUUGACAGCCUGGAUGUGUGGAAAGCGCUGAUUGAGGAUCCCGAGGGCAUCAUGACGCUGAGACCGGAUGAGGAGAAGUUUUGCCAGCAUCCCUUGGAUAUCAUGUACGGUUACGAGGAGUUGAUCGUGGGGAAGUCUGUCGAGUAG
This is a messenger RNA of Capronia epimyces CBS 606.96, 225 nucleotides long. RefSeq lists its product as uncharacterized. The transcript has 2 exons. The coding region runs from base 1 to 225 and encodes 74 amino acids. Lineage: Eukaryota; Fungi; Ascomycota; Eurotiomycetes; Chaetothyriales; Herpotrichiellaceae. Gene Ontology annotation, molecular function: oxidoreductase activity. The record is from RefSeq and is a predicted model, not a curated record.